AUGGAGGAGAAUAAGAGGAAGAAGAGGGAACAGAACCGUGAACAUGCAAGACAAUCGCGGAUGAAGAAGCGGAAGCGGGCGGAGGAGUUGAUCAAGGAAGUGAGGACCUUGCAAAGUGAAAACAAGAAGUUGGUAGAGAGCAUCAAGGCAAAGGAGAAAGCUUGUGCUGAGAUCGCAGGUGCUAACAACAUUUUGAGAGCACAAUCUGCGGAAUUGGUUGAUCGACUGAACUUUCUGAACUCUACCAUUUGA
Molecule: messenger RNA, 252 nt
Organism: Sphenostylis stenocarpa
Lineage: Eukaryota; Viridiplantae; Streptophyta; Magnoliopsida; Fabales; Fabaceae
Source: the annotation of a GenBank genome assembly